AUGAGUGAUCAGGAAGAAUUAGAUCAGGACUAUGGCCCUUCAGAAGCUACCAUUCUAUUUGCAAACGAGGUGCGCACCGAGUUCAGAAAAGCAUUUCCUCUACGUUCAGAAACUCAGAAAAAACUUGAAAUGACGCAAAAAAGGAAUGCGUGUCGUAUAAGAAAACAAUUAAAUUUUGAUGAGUCGAUGUCACCUAUUGCCCUUCAAGCAGAAGUCCAGCGAGCAAGUUUUGCAAUUGAAUCAAAAGAUAGAAAAUUGGAAGAUGCUGAAAGGGAAAUCGCAAAGUUAAAAGAAAAGCUUGAAGAAAAAGAUACGCAAUAUCAAAAAGUGCUUGACGAAAAAGAGAAACUCGAAUACGCCAAACUGGAGCUGACAAAUUUGUCAAAACAAACAGAGGCAAGAUUAAAUGAAGUGGAGAGCAGAAAUCAGCUAGAAAAUGAAUAUUGGCGGACGAUAGGAAGAAAAUAUUAUAUUUGGUUUAAAAUGGCAAAUGAGCAGCUUGAAGAAAUUCAUGAUAUUCUCUCGACCGGCGGAAGCUUUGAUGAAAGAGCGGUUCAAAGAAUUAAUCAGGCUCCGAUGAAUAUUUUCAUGCAAUUGAAGGAUAUCAAUUUCUGUGAAAAUAAUUAUGCUCAGAGUCUUGCUGCUGGAUCACUACUAGAGUUCAGCGGAGUUCAAUUUGAACCGCAAACGGCACCACAACUCGACUUCACCUUAUUCGAUUCGCGUAUUGAGGGCGCUCGUUUCGGUGAAAACUCGACAACGUUUCAACCGCCAAAACCCGAAAAUGCUGACAAUACUAUUCUAAGCGAUACAAUUUUUUCAUCCAAUAGCACAAUGGCGGAUAAUUCCACGAUAUUAACGGGCGGUGGUCGAGCAAAUAUGUCAUCGUUUGAUUACGAGAGAGAUGAGAAAAUUCAGCGAUUACUUCUUGAAAAUAGUGUUCUUAAGGAUCGAUUGAAUGUCUCAAAAGGACGCGCUGAACAGUCAUUGAUUUUUGAAGAGAAGAAUCGCACGUUGGAGAAAGAAAAACAGCUUUUACAAUCGAAGUUAGAUAAGACAUUUAGCGAAAUCGAGGCAAUGCGAAUGGGAACUGCUCGUAAACUAUUUUCAAUAGACGAGGAAAUAUCGAAAAGUGGCUCGAGUGAGCUUAACAGCCAGAAUAAGGCCCUUAAAAUGGUGGAUAGAAUCAAUAAUUUGCUUAGCGAAAACACCAAAAUGGAGAAGGAAAUUGCAUCAGCAACAUCGAAAAUCAUGUCAUUAACGAAACAGCUUAACGAAUGCGAUCGCAGAAAUAGUCGAGUUGAGGAUGCUUACUCUGAGCAGCUUGGAAAAUCCAUUGAGCUUGAAAAUAAAUUAACGGAAAUGACAAAUAAAAAUUAUUUAUUGGAACAGGAAAUCACGCAAUUGCGACAGAAUAUUCAAUGUUCUGUACAGCCAACAGAUGCAGGAAACACAACACAAAUAUUCCACAUGCCUCAAAAUCCGCUUGAGGCUGCUCACGAAGAAUUUCAAGCUGCCGAAACCAGAAAAAGAAAGUUGAGCGAGUAUUCAGACGAUCCCGAAGCGAAACGAAAACGAGAAGAGCUCGUCGAGGAGCUUGAAGAGCGUUUGAGAAAAGCUGAGAUCGAAAAAAACAUCAUUGAAGACAGCUACAAUUUGCAUAAGGAUCUUGCUAGCAAAUUCAGGCAAGUUUGUGUGGCGCUGACCGGAUUGCAGAUCAAACUAAAAGAUGCUGACGAAGGAAUCUGCACAGUACAAAGCGAAUACGAAGGAAGAGAUAGGCAGUUUGUGUUUAAAUGCUUCUACGGAACAACGCGAAUCGAUAUGCUCGAUGUGAACAGUGACCAAUCAAGCGAAACGAUCCGAAAAUGGGAACCACUUAUGCGGAAGUACAUUGGAGAGCGAAAUUCGAUUCCAGCAUUUCUUGCCGCUGUAACAUUACAGCUCGAACAGGAGCGCGAUUUUGAUCAGACGAUUCUUGAAAGGACACACACAUUCUCUGUUCUACACGCCGAUUAA
Molecule: messenger RNA, 2019 nt
Organism: Caenorhabditis bovis
Lineage: Eukaryota; Metazoa; Nematoda; Chromadorea; Rhabditida; Rhabditidae
Source: the annotation of a GenBank genome assembly